AUAUUUCAUUUAUGAAAGCGUUGGCUGCAUUUUUUUUUCCUGAUUUCAUGAAAUCUGUCCGGUUUAAGCCCUAGAGAAUGCAGCAUCUUGUGGGUGGAGGAUCUUACAACACAAGCAUGAGUACAUGCUCCAAAAAUACUUAUGUUGUGCUUGAAAUAGCCCAGUUUGUUUCAGUCAUGUCCAAAACAGUACCAAGGAAUGUUCUCUGAAAGUCUCUGAACAGGCCGUUUUCUGAAUACAUCAUCAUUGAAUCAUCACUCAUUAUGGAUUUUCUGUACCCCUCAUGCCAACUGUGGAGGCGGCUUCACAUACAUUGUCAUUUUAUUUUAUGCAAUACCAGGGAUGUAGUUUAUGAAUGGCAAACACUGGAUUUAGGUAUACUCACAGGAACUCUGUCAUCAGUUGACUCUAAAUUAGUGCAGGGACACUUUCUAUCGAACAACAGGAUGUUGAUCUUCACUAAUGGGGAUUUAUCUCUUGUUUUCCGAAUCGCUAUCAAUACUACGCAGUAAUUGUUUCGAGCCACAGUUUACGAUGGGACUGAAGCUUUGUAAUCAGUACUUAGGUCACAAUGCAUCCGAAACAAAUUAGUCAUUAGUAAUCAUUUUCAGUCAUGUGGGUAUAUUACAGCGCAUAUAUUACCCUUACAAUUUUUCAAGCAUACUAAAAAAAGAGUACAAUACAUCUUCGUGACAUUGCAUUUGUAGCCAGCAUAAUUACAGAUAGGUCAACACUUUUGUAGUAGUAAAAAAGUGGUGAUCAGUCUAAAUGUCACAGGUGGAAAUGAGGGGCUCCCUUGUCAAAACUUUCAAGAGCUAAACGUCAUCUGGCAUAAAUGUGAAGUUAUCCUUUAAUCAUCCACCAAAUGAAUGAAUGAUUUAAGCUCAAACCACAUGAGUGGAGCUGGUUAGCCUACUUGCCCAGAGGAUGAUGGGGUGCAUUUGAGUGCCUAAAAAAAUCAAUGGUGCACAAUCAAUGUCUCUAUGUUGAAGUGCUUUCCCCUCUCGGUACGGUUCAUUUUGUGCCACAUGGAACAAUUCACAAAGAGGGUCACAGUCGCCACUCACACACAGAAACAGCACAGGAGCUAAAGGUCCACUGAAGCCCAGUUGUUUAGUAGUGUUCUAAGGCAACAGGCUAAACCUGUGGGAUUGUCCAUCAAAAUGACAGACUUCACUGAAGAGGACUUGGACCACUUCCUGCAAAAUCAGGUGGACCUGAGGCAUCGGCUGGUGUCCAAAACAGUGGAGGAGGUCCAGAAGAUCAUAAAGGACCUCACGGCUGAAGUUAGUAUUAAGGAUGCUCGCUUUCUGUCCAUCGCAAACUCUGGAGUUCACAACAAUGACAAUAUGAAAGAUCAACCAGGGUUAUUGUCUAAAUGGACUGCUCUACUGCGAGGAAAGUGUGCCCUCAACCCUGCCAUUCAGGUCCUGACUCCCACACUGUUCCUGAUCUCGGUGCCAGUUAAGGGGCUGAUGGGAUACAAGGAGCGUCGGGCGCGGCGGUGGCGCUACUACACCUUGACCGGCUCGCGGCUGCCGUCGCCUGUGCGCGAGCCCGAGAAGCUGCACCAGUGGCUGGAGCUGGAGAGCUUUGCCAACGUCUCGCAGGAGUGGCAGGAGGCUGCCGUUACCAUCGAGGGCGACGUCGUGCCCGCCAAGGUGGUCAUCGUCUUCAGGGAGCUGCUGGAGGAGGCCAUCAAGAGCUGCUCGCUCACAGGUAAAGUCAGCAUGCUGGAGUCCGUGGGCUCGGUGGUGCGGGUUGCCGUGGAGACGUCUGAGAUACAGGUGGAGGUUGAGCUGGUGCCCACCGUGGAGCUGAUGAACUGCUGGCCCAAGAAAGCUCGAUGGCCCCGCCUCCUCAAAAGAUGGCCGUCCACAGAGCGUGCUCGCUGCCUGAAGUCAUUUGGCUUUAACCUUAUGGCCACCUCAAACUACCACUGGCUGCUGUCCUUCUCGCGGGCGGAGCAAAUGCUGCUGGGAAGCAUCGAUGAGGACGGAGGCUGUCGCCGGAAGUGUUAUCGAGUCGUCCGGCAACUCAAAGAGGAUGUGUGGUGUCCCGGCAACAAACCUGUCAUCACUGCCUAUCACUUACAGACGCUGCUGUUUUGGUCGUGUGAGAAGUACCCUGGCGUGCGCGACUGGAGGACCCUGCGCGAGAGCGUCCUGCGUCUGGCCAAGAAGCUGCACAAGUGCGCCAGCCAGCGCUAUCUGCGCCACUUCUUUGUGCGCUCGUACAACCUGCUCAAGUACACCAACACCAACGAGCUGGACGGCAUGGCCAAGAAGAUCUCGGAGUUUCUGGAGAACCCGGGGACGUACAUACACUGAGUGUGUGUGUGUGAGUGUAUGUGGUGUGAUUGUUCAGCUGAAGUGGGUGCUCACGGAGAGCUAAAGAAGCCUGUCUGUGUGUGUGUGUGUAUGUGUGUGUGUGUGUGUGUGUGUGUGUGUGU
This is a messenger RNA of Clupea harengus (Atlantic herring), 2452 nucleotides long. It is a transcript of the gene mab21l3, whose product is annotated as mab-21-like 3. Lineage: Eukaryota; Metazoa; Chordata; Actinopteri; Clupeiformes; Clupeidae. The record is from RefSeq and is a predicted model, not a curated record.